AUGACAAUAACAUAUAAUAAAUGCAUCACCAUUGACCCUUUCCCCAUUCUUCACAAGUAUUAUGAGCCAGGUGACAUCAGCAUUAGUGAUAUUGUCCCUCAGAUCUUUAGACCAUAUGGCCCAACAAACUUCAGUGACCAUCCCUAUCAGUCAAUGAUUGAUGAGCCACUGGUACAUAUUAAGACCUAUCAGCAUAUCUUGGCCUUGAUAUUUGCUGUGGAACAGAUCAAUCGAAACCAUCAGAUCUUGCCAAACAUAACCUUGGGCUUCCACAUCUUUGAUAACUACGGUCCAAGGUGGACCUAUCAUGCCACAAUGGAACUUUUCUCCACACAGAAAAAAGUUAUUCCCAACUACGAAUAUGGCAUCCAGAACAACUUGAUAUCAGUCAUUGGGGAUCAUUACUCUGAAACCUCCGUCCAGAUGGCAAACAUCUUGGGUAUCUACAAAGUCCCACAGCUCACAUAUGGUUCUUCUCCAGUGAUGAAUGAUAAAGAUAAAAGCCUUUCAUUCUACCAGAUGGUUCCAAAUGAGGCAUACCAGUAUAAAGGGAUUCUUCAGCUACUUGUACACUUCAGGUGGACAUGGGUUGGGAUCUUUGCUAAAGAUGAUGACAGUGGUGAAAGGUUUUUGCAUACCAUACUUGCAGAAUUUCCACUGAAAGGAAUAUGUGUUGCCUUCUUAAAAAGAAUCAUCAUAUUUACUAUCAGUGACUUUAUUGAUAUAUUGAAGUGGAUUCUGGGAAUAUACAAUGUUUCCAUGAAGAGCAAUGCCAAUGUAGUGGUUGUCUAUGAAGAAACUAUUUUGUUUUUGAGGUGGAUGCUAUAUCUCCCAGAAGCAGGAUUGGUGACUAUGAAGCCUAAAGGAAAAGUGUGGGUUAUGACAGCCCAGAUGGAACUCACAGCAAAUCAUUAUGAAAGGCAGUGGGAUAUACAAACAAUCCAUGGUGCUCUGUCCUUCAACAUUCACUCAAAUAAAGUAAGAGGAUUUCAACAUUUUCUUCAAACCAGAAAACAUUUCUUGAUAAAGGAAGAUGGUUUUAUCAAGGACUUCUGGGAAAAGGCAUUUGACUGUGAAUUUCAAGAUCCAUCUGUUAGCAAGAAAACUGAGGAAAUCUGCACUGGUGCAGAGAAGUUGGAGACCCUGCCUGGGACUUUUUUUGAAAUGAACAUGAUUGGUCACAGCUACAACAUUUACAAUGCUGUCUAUUUUGUGGCACAUGCUUUACAUGCCAUGAAAUCAGAUCGGUCUAAGCGAGGAGCACUGAAUCUUCAGGAUCAACAGCCAUGGCAGCUCCACCAUUAUCUGAAAUGUGUCUCAUUUAACAACAGUGCUGGUGAAGAGGUUUAUUUCAACCAAAAAGGGGAAUUGAUUGCUGGCUUUGAUAUUAUAAACUGGGUCACUUUCCCAAACCAAACCUUCCAACGAGUGAAAGUUGGAACGGUAGAUCCUCAAGGAAUAGUCUUUACUGUUGACAAUGAUGCUAUCACAUGGCACAGCAGUUUUAAUAAGACACUACCUCUUUCUUUGUGCACUGACAGUUGUCACCCUGGUUAUAGCAGGAGGAAGCAGGAUCAGAAAGAGUUUUGCUGUUAUGAUUGUGUUGCAUGUCCAGAAGGGAAAAUGUCAUCCCAAUAUGCAGACAGGGAUGACUGUACUGAAUGCCCAGAUGAUCAAUAUCCAAACAAGGACCAGGAUUCAUGUCUUCCCAAGAUAGUAACCUUCUUGUCCUAUGAAGAGCCCCUGGGGGUCACUUUGGCCAUCUUGGCACUUUCCUUUUCUAUGGUCACAGCUUUGGUGCUAAGAACAUUUAUGAAGCAUCAUGACACUGCCAUUGUCAAAGCCAACAACCAGUACCUCACCUACACUCUGCUCUUCUCCCUCCUGCUCUGCUUCCUUUGUGCAUUGCUAUUCAUUGGCCCACCUCAGAAAGUGAUAUGUCUCCUCCGACAAAUUAGCUUUGGUAUGGUCUUCUCAGUGGCUGUGUCUUGUAUAUUGGCCAAAACCAUCACUGUGGUCCUUGCUUUCAUGGCCACUAAGCCAGGAAGCAACAUGAGGAAAUGGAUGGGGAAAAGCCUAGCCAGGUCCAUUGUCUUUUUUUGCUCCCUUAUCCAAGCAGCAAUUUGUGCUAUGUGGCUGGCAACCUCUCCCCCAUUCCCAGAUGCUGACAUGCACUCAGUGACUGAAGAAAUUAUACUGGAAUGUAAUGAGGGGUCUGUGGUUAUGUUUUACUGUGUCUUGUGCUACAUGGGCUUCCUGGCGUUUGUGAGUUUUACUGUGGCUUUCCAGGCGAGGAAGUUACCCGACAGUUUCAAUGAAGCCAAAUUUAUUACUUUCAGCAUGUUUGUCUUUUGCAGUGUUUGGCUAUCCUUUGUUCCAACCUAUCUGAGCACCAAAGGAAAAUACAUGGUAGCUGUGGAGAUCUUCUCCAUCUUAUGUUCCACCUCUGGAUUACUGGGUUGCAUUUUUCUCCCAAAAUGUUACAUCAUUAUCUUGAAGCCCGAACUAAAUGAUAAGGAACAGCUGCUUAGGAGGAAACGUUGA
This is a messenger RNA of Rhineura floridana, 2544 nucleotides long. Its product is annotated as vomeronasal type-2 receptor 26-like. Gene Ontology annotation, biological process: G protein-coupled receptor signaling pathway. The record is from RefSeq and is a predicted model, not a curated record. NCBI's taxonomy places the organism in Eukaryota, Metazoa, Chordata, Lepidosauria, Squamata, Rhineuridae. Gene Ontology annotation, cellular component: membrane. Bases 1 to 2544 code for a protein of 847 amino acids. Gene Ontology annotation, molecular function: G protein-coupled receptor activity. The transcript has 7 exons.